This is a messenger RNA of Benincasa hispida (wax gourd), 1651 nucleotides long. RefSeq names its product serine/threonine-protein kinase 52-like. Gene Ontology annotation, molecular function: protein serine/threonine kinase activity; ATP binding. Gene Ontology annotation, cellular component: plasma membrane. Lineage: Eukaryota; Viridiplantae; Streptophyta; Magnoliopsida; Cucurbitales; Cucurbitaceae. The record is from RefSeq and is a predicted model, not a curated record. Gene Ontology annotation, biological process: protein phosphorylation.
GACCGAAGUGGGUCAGAAGCACACGUUAUGAGCAGGCAAAUUCAUGUGGCCACAUGGAUGAUUGGAGAAGCCAUUGCAGAUUUUGUGGAAACGAAGAACAACAAAGAAACAACAGCAGCAGCGAUUCCAGCAACAACAACAACAAUCACCAAUUUCCAAUUUACUCCCAAUUUCUGAUUUGAAUCCAUCGAUUUCUUGCACAGAUUCCUGCUUACCGCUUUGAUUUUGUCGCUAAAUCGGAAAUGAAGGAGAACAAUGAUGGAUUUGUGCGUGCAGAUCAGAUUGAUCUGAAGAGCUUGGAUGAACAGCUUGAGAGGCAUCUUAGUAGAGCCUUGACCAUGGAGAAGAACAAGAAGAAAGAUGAAGAUGGCGGCAAUAGCUUUCUCACUUCUGCUCCUAUCGCUCGUAGUAGGUCUACUAAAGUCGCCGCUAAGGAACGGCAGGAGUGGGAGAUCGAUCCGUCUAAAUUGAUUAUCAAGAGCGUCAUUGCUCGUGGUACUUUCGGCACCGUCCACCGCGGCGUUUAUGACGGACUAGAUGUUGCCGUCAAGUUGCUGGAUUGGGGAGAAGAAGGUCACAGGACAGAAGCUGAAAUUGCUUCACUAAGGGCAGCUUUUAAACAGGAAGUUGCUGUUUGGCAUAAACUAGAGCAUCCCAAUGUUACUAAGUUUAUAGGGGCAACAAUGGGAUCAGCGGAGUUACAGAUCCAAACUGAAAAUGGUCUAAUAGGCAUGCCAAGCAACAUAUGUUGUGUUGUGGUGGAAUAUCUUGCUGGAGGCGCCCUUAAAUCUUAUCUCAUAAAAAACAGGAGAAGGAAGCUAGCUUUCAAGGUGGUUGUCCAGCUGGCACUUGAUCUUGCUAGAGGGUUGAGUUACCUUCAUUCCCAGAAGAUUGUCCACAGAGAUGUAAAGACAGAAAACAUGCUGUUGGACAAAACACGUACAGUCAAAAUUGCUGAUUUUGGCGUUGCUAGAGUCGAGGCGUCAAAUCCCAACGACAUGACUGGGGAGACUGGAACACUUGGUUACAUGGCUCCUGAGGUUCUCAAUGGCAACCCAUAUAACAGGAAGUGUGAUGUGUAUAGCUUCGGUAUCUGCCUGUGGGAAAUUUAUUGCUGUGACAUGCCAUAUCCUGACCUUAGUUUCUCCGAAGUGACUUCUGCUGUGGUUCGUCAGAAUCUGAGGCCAGAGAUACCGAGAUGUUGCCCGAGCUCUCUAGCAAAUGUGAUGAAGCGUUGCUGGGAUGCGACCCCAGACAAGCGGCCCGAGAUGGACGAAGUAGUUUCCAUGUUGGAGGCCAUUGACACUUCCAAGGGUGGAGGUAUGAUUCCUGUUGAUCAAGCUCAGGGCUGUCUAUGCUUUCGAAAAUAUAGAGGGCCCUAAAGAUUUGUUUGCUUGUUUGAACUGGAUAUGGAAAUCUGAUAAAAUUAUUUUGAAGAUGAAAGAAAACCAUAAUGUGAUUGUGGUAAUGACAAAUAGAAGAAGUAGGAAAAAGAAAAAAUAUAUAUAUAUUGAGGGUGAGGCUAGUAGUAAAAUAGAUGAUGGUGGUGGGUACAUAAACCAGGGACUUUGCUGCCUUUCACUUUGCCAUUGGAUGUAAGCCUUUUGUAAUGACAUUAAAUUGAAUGAAUUGUAAGAUUGAAAUGCAAAAA